Aspergillus lentulus is the source of this 2262-nucleotide messenger RNA. RefSeq names its product GMC family oxidoreductase. Lineage: Eukaryota; Fungi; Ascomycota; Eurotiomycetes; Eurotiales; Aspergillaceae. The record is from RefSeq and is a predicted model, not a curated record. Gene Ontology annotation, molecular function: flavin adenine dinucleotide binding; long-chain-alcohol oxidase activity.
AUGGCUGAGCAGGCUGUAACUGCCUACGUCCCCCUGGACGUGCCUCUUCCACCGAUUCCUGAAGGCCAAGUCUUUUCCGACUUGCAAUGGAAAACGUUGUUGUCUCUGGCAGACACCGUGAUUCCUUCCAUUCGUUCUACAUCACUUCCUAAGUCACUCUCUACCAAGGUGGUAGCUGAAUCGACAUUCAAGGACGCUGUCUCGACUCUGGCAUCUCACAUCCACGACCCAGACGCCACAAAAAUUGCUGAACAGUAUCUGGAAGAGAAUGCGUCCACCAACCCCCAGUUCGUGGAGGGGCUGCGGCGACUUUUCGCGAACUAUAUCCACGAAGAAGGGAAAAGCGGCAUCAAUCUCAUCCUCAAUGCUCUCAAUUCCAAAGCUGGUUCGCUCAUUCUGACUGGCUCGACCACUCCCAUUCAAGACCAACCGUUUGAAAUCCGCGAGAAGAUCUUUUCUGCUUGGGAAACUUCCCGAAUCAAGCCUCUUCGUGCCAUCUAUAGGGCGUUCACGGCCAUGUUUAAGAAGACUUGGGCCACGGCGAGCCCGACUAUCCGGUCAGUCGUUGGCUGCCCUCGCGUUCCCAUCCACGGCAAACCUGCGGAUGGAUUCGAAUACGAGUUCCUGCAAUUUCCACCUGGCGACGAACCUGAAACCAUAGACACAGAUGUUGUGAUAGUAGGGAGCGGUUGCGGUGGUAGUGUCGCCGCCAAAACCCUGGCCGAGGCUGGAUACAGAGUAUUAGUCGUGGAGAAAUCCUACAACUACCCAUCCAAGUACUUCCCCAUGAAUUUCAACGAGGGCUUUGUCAGCAUGUUCGAGAACGGAGGAGCGACGACGAGUGACGGCGGGUCGAUUGCCGUCCUCGCUGGUUCCACAUGGGGCGGAGGUGGCACUGUCAACUGGUCGGCUUCGCUGCAGACACAGGGCUAUGUGCGCCGGGAAUGGGCAAGCAAAGGGCUGCCGUUUUUCGAGACGUAUGAAUACCAGCAAGCCUUGGACCGUGUCUGCGAUCGGAUGGGUGUCAGUAAUGACCACACCGAGCAUAACUAUGGCAAUCGUGUUCUCCUUGACGGGGCUCGGAAGUUGGGAUAUGCUGCCAAGCCUGUCCCUCAGAACACAGGCGGAUCGAGUCACUAUUGCGGAUACUGCACGAUGGGCUGCCAUUCCUGUGGCAAAAAGGGGCCCAGGGAAACGUUCUUGGCCGACGCUGCCAAAGCGGGCGCCAUGUUCAUUGAAGGGUUUCGCGCGGAUAAGAUUCGUUUCAAGAUGACCAAGGGCGGACGGGUGGCGUCUGGAGUUGAGGGAACCUGGACCUCCAGGGACUCUUAUCUGGGAACCGCUGGACCGGACCGCACGAGCCGCAAGGUGGUCAUAAACGCUGCUAAAGUCAUCGUUGCCUGUGGAACAUUGCACAGCCCGCUCUUGCUGCUGCGUAGCGGACUCAAGAACCCACAAAUCGGGCGUAACCUCUACCUCCAUCCUGUUGUCCUGUCAUGUGCUGUCUUUGAUGAGGAAAUCCGUCCGUGGGAAGGUUCCGCUUUGACCACAGUCGUCAAUGAGUUUGAAGAUCAGGACAGCCAGGGUCACGGAGUCAAGAUCGAGAACGUCGUAAUGCUUCCUGCCUUUUAUCUUCCGACGUUCCCGUGGAGAGACGGAUUGGAUUACAAGCUCUGGGCGGCCAAGUUGCCCCGCAUGAGCGGCUUCAUCGCUCUGACCAAAGAACGAGACGCGGGCCGAGUAUAUCCUGACCCUGUAGAUGGCCGUGUCCGGAUUGACUAUACAGUGUCGGCCUAUGACCGGAGGCACAUUGUCGAAGCCCUGAUUGCGACGGCAAAGAUAGCAUACAUAUCCGGGGCAAGAGAGUUCCAUACCUCGAACCGCGAAAUGCCGCCAUUCAUCCGUUCCACGGAGGCAUCGGAUCCCAAUGCGCCCGAGGGCGUCACCAACCCGGCACUUCAGGCGUGGAUUGCCGACCUCCGGCGCAAGAACCCUGUCGACCCCGAACGCACACAGUACGCCAGUGCCCAUCAGAUGGGUACCUGUCGCAUGGGGUCGUCCCCCAGGACGAGCGUCGUCGGCCCGGACUGUCAAGUCUGGGGCACCCAGGGUCUGUACGUCAUGGAUGCGUCUGUCUUUCCCAGUGCUAGCGGAGUGAACCCGAUGGUGACAAACAUGGCGAUUGCGGACUGGGCCAGCCGAAAAGUGGCCAGGUCUUUGGAAGAGGCGAACUACGGCAAGAGUGUGUUGGCUCGUCUAUGA